AUGUCCAAAAAGCAACUCUUGGCUCACACUCAGUUGCUUCGUGAUUUGGCUGUGGCUCGAUCUCAAAACUCACCACACAAACAAUCCUCUCAACUCGAACUAGUCUCUAAAAAAGCACAGGAAUUGGGACUCACUCCACUCUCCGAAUGUAUUGCUGUUGAGUCUAAAUUACAUGAAAUAGCCUUUCAUAACAAUGAUGAGGUUUUUCUCUCCGAAUUGGCCUCUACGAUCAAUAGAAUAUCCAAUACGUUCAAAUCUUGUGCUGUUGUGUGUGAUUACUUUAAUUGGUGUCUAAAGAGUUAUACUACGACAUCAUCAUCAACAACAACUACACGUGGUACUUCUUCCUCUGACAACAACAGUACAACAACCACUACCAGCACCACAACUACAACUUCUAUCGAAUUGGAUAAUAUUUUACAAUCCUACAACAACCAAGACACUAUUUUCAAUCCAUCGAAUAUUGAAAUAUUGAAUAAUCAAUUGUUGUCAUCAUCAAAAGACUUACAUACUCAAUUACCAUAUCUAUUCAUAUACUUUAGAUGUUUAUCAGUUUCUCUAUCCGAUGGUAAUAUCUUGCUUGAAAAGUUAUCAUCUCUUUCUAACAUUUAUGAACAGUCGGUAGAUUCCUAUCAUUCUUAUUUGAUUCAAUAUGAAUUGUAUCAAAGCGUGUUAAAAUUGAAGAAGGAAAUGAAAAUUGAAGAAUGUGUACAAUUGAUUCUCAAAAUAUUGACCAGUUUCAAAUCACUACUUCAACCUACCAUCAAAGUAUUCAUGUUACAAUUAUUAGGAUCAACACUCUUUUCAAGUGUAUCUCAAGAAAUGUAUCAAAAGAUAUUCAAUGAAUCUUCGGUGUGGAAUACUAGUGCAACGGCCACCAACACCAACAACACGACCACCACUCCAAGUACUUCAAAAUCAAUGAAAAAAGAUCAAAGCACUUCACAAGUGAAAUCCAUUGAGAACACUGAAAAAGUAAUUGAAGAAGCUCUAUUAGUUCUUCUCACAUGUGAACAUUCAUUAUUUUAUAUUAUGAAUUUACAAUGCAAACCAUCUUCAUCAGCACUUGAACUUUCAUCAUUAACUUCAACAAACUCCAAUUCUCAUCCAAUUAUUUACACUCCUCUCUCAGCAAGUGAAGAACAAAUGAUCAAACUCUCAAAUAUUUAUGAUCAAUUAUGUCUUUCACUUUCAAGCAUCUGUUGUACUAAUUAUAAUAUUGGAUUUGAUAUUUUUAAACAAAUUAUGGAGAGAGGAAUUGGAAUAUUUAGUGAAAAUGCUCAUUUUUGGUUCCAAUAUGCAAUUCUUCUUUCAAACAACAAACUCUAUCAUCGUGCAUUUAAAAUUGUUGAAAGUGUUUGUAUUCCACUUGAACCUAGAAAUGUUAAAUAUUAUUUAUUUGCAUGUACCGUUGGUUUGAAAUUUGGAAAGAUUACAAAAAGUAUUUCAUUAGCUGAACAGGCGAUUGAUAUCAUGGAUGGUUCAAGUACCAUGACCACAAGUAGUAAUUGUAAUGGUGGUGGUGCUACUACAACUACUGAGGCGACUCCUAGGAAUGUAGGAGUUGCUACUACUAUUACUACUACCAAUAAUAAUAAUAAUAAUAAUAAUAAUAAUGGAAUUGGUUCUACCACCAAAAAUGUACCAACUUCCUCAUGGAAAGCCCCAUCGUCUUGUCUGAAUCAUUUAUUCCGCUCUAAACUCUAUCACAUGUUAGGAUUAUUGUAUUACAAACAAAGUAAGAAUGUUUCAACCAUGACUGAGAAGACUAAAUUGUUAAACCUCUCUAUAGAUGCUCUUGUGAAUAAGGUCUAUGAUAUGUAUGAUUCAAAUGAUUACAAAUUAUGUUAUCACAUUGCGUUGGUCUAUGCAGAAAUGAGAGAAUUGAAAGAAGCAUUUACUUUUGUGAAGAAAUCCAUUGCCUUGAGUCGAAUGGAUGACAAACAGCCAUGGAUUUUAUUGGCAUUGUUAUUCUCAUGUGAUAGACAUAAUCAUGUACAAUCAUUUAAAGCAAUCAAGAUGAUACUUGAACACUUUCCAAAUGAUAUUCAAUUGAAAUUACUCUAUGCUCGAAUGGAAGAAUUAUUAGAAUCUUCGAGUAGUAACAUUAGCAUUAGUAGUGGAGGAGGAGGAGGAACUAUGAACUAUGCUUCAGGUGAUCACUCCAUAACUACGACAACAACAACAACCACUACUGUACUGUUACCUUCGAAUGCGAAUAUUGCCAAUAGUGUCAAUAAUGCUGCUUCUAAUACAAGCAAUAAUAGCAAUCACAGUGGUGGUGGUGGUGGUGGAGGAGCUGGACAGACCAAUGCUGUACCAAUGACCAUGACUACAACAAAUACUUUUGGAAUCUCUUCUUCCUCUAGAUCUGUUAGAACCUAUUCGAAAUUGAGUGAUGAAUUAGAUAAGAGUUUAGAAUUAUAUACAACACCAACAACUAAUGUGAAUGACAUGUCUAGAAGAGGAACAUCUAGUGGAAGUUUAGGACCAUCGAUUAUAUCAAUUAGUGAAUAUAGACACAAAAAGAUUGAAUUAAUUCAACAAUAUAUAUUUAUUAGUGAGGCAUUGAGAAGAAAAAAGUUACUCGACGAUGCGACAUUUAACAUGUCAAAAGCCAAAGAAUUGAUCAUACAACUGGUGGAGGAAAUUGAAGAAAUUGAGAGUAGUAAGGUUGCAUCUCUAUUACCCUCGAAUACAACACCAAUUUCGACAUCGAAAAAGAAAUCAGACAAUAAUGCUUCUCAAUUGAAUAUGGAAGGAGUUCAAAAAACCUCACGUGAUUAUAUGACUAUUAUUGAUUUGCUGUUGAACAAUGGAAGAUUACAAAAAGAUGAAUCACAACAAGAGUUUAUUGAACUCUUAAUGAAAACAAAUGCAUGGAUUCAUUGUGCUGAGGGACGCAUUUUUGAAGAUGCUGGUAAAAUCAAAGAUGCAAUCAUUGAAUAUGAAGCUGCAUUGGUCAAUGACACUGAUUGUGAAAUUGCAUCACUCAGAUUAGGUGUUAUUUAUUACAAACAUGAAAAGCAAUAUACCAUGUCUAGAAAUUAUCUUCAGAAUGCUGUCCGUAUUAAUCCUUUCAACCACUUGUCAUGGUAUCAUUUAGGCAAAGUGCUGUCUGAACAUUUUGGAGAUGAAGAAGAGGCAAGUGACUGCUUUAUGAAUAGUUUGAAUUAUGAAAAGACUUGCCCAAUCAUUGAUUUUGGAAGUGAAUUUUUGUCAUUGUUGAUUUGA
Naegleria fowleri is the source of this 3234-nucleotide messenger RNA. RefSeq lists its product as uncharacterized. The record is from RefSeq and is a predicted model, not a curated record. NCBI's taxonomy places the organism in Eukaryota, Heterolobosea, Eutetramitea, Acrasida, Naegleriidae. The transcript has a single exon. Bases 1 to 3234 code for a protein of 1077 amino acids. Gene Ontology annotation, molecular function: protein binding.